AAUAAAACCCCCAAAUCGAAAAUAACUCCUAUCUGAAAAAAUUAAAACUUAUUUAAACCCAAAGCUUGUUAAUAAACUCAAUACAACCUAUUACAAUGUGAAUACUUUCUAUUAAAGCGAAAAGCGAUAUUUUGCAAAAAUAUAAUCCAUAAAUACAAAACUACAGCAAACAAGACUACAAAUUUCUGGAGCAAACCUAAUCAAGGAAGCUACUCACAAUGCAAUGAAUGGCGUCCGGAUAAUAAGACGAAAACUUGUACCAAGUACCGUGCCGCAAGUUCAAUAAUUAGUUGAAAGGAAAAUUGCGCUAAAACUUAAUUUUUAAUGCAACAAUUAUAAACCGCCAAGACAUUGUCAUUUGCGAGCACAACAAGUAAUAGUUAGCUGGGCAUAAAUAACUUGGAAAAAAAAACAAACAAAAAUGCAGCAUCCAUAAUGAACCACAUCCAUGAAUUGAAUGCAAGUCACUCAAAAAAAUUUGCUAGCAAGCCAAUGGAAAGUCAAGAGUUGAACAUGUCAUCUCAUGGAAGAGUGGAUAAGGAGGAGAAGCAAUCACAAGUCGCUAGUAGUAAAAUACCCUACUCUGUUAUGAACCCCACCAUCGAUCCAAGAGCCAUGGUUGCAUGGCCCUCGGGCCUUGAGGAUUGGACGGAGACAUAUGCUCUACAGGAAGCAACCAACGCAAGUCGUGCAAUUUUGGAAACCUCAGCCCAGGAGGAUGCUGUCAAAGUCAUGCUAAAUGACACCUCUUCAGCCAACAAUGGCACUGGCAACAGCACUAUCUUGCAGGACGAGGAAAAUGAUAUGCUGCGCACCAUCGAAUACAUAGGAGGAGUUUUGUAUUUUUACUAUGUGCCCAUUAUUGUGGGCACUGGCUCCUUGGGAAAUAUCCUUUCUGUAUUCGUAUUUUUUCGCACAAAACUGCGCAAGCUGUCCUCCAGUUUCUACCUGGCUGCAUUGGCAGUGAGCGAUACCUGCUUUCUGUUUGGCCUCUUUGCCCAAUGGCUGAACUUUGUCGAUGUACACAUCUAUAAUCGCGAGUACUUCUGUCAAUUUUUCACCUUUUUCAGCAGCCUGGCCUGCUUUUGCUCCGUGUGGUUUGUGGUGGCCUUUACCGUGGAACGUUUUAUUGCAGUCAUGUAUCCACUGAAACGCCAGACCAUGUGUACAGUGCGUAGGGCCAAAAUGGUGCUCUUGGGUUUGACCCUAUUGGGUUGCCUGCAUUGCGCCCCUUUCUGGAUAUACUCGACACCGGUGUACUCAUCCAAAUUGGAGAUGACCAUAUGUGAUAUUAAAAAUGAAUAUAAGGAUUACAUUACCCUACUGAAUUACUGGGAUACAGUUGUGGUAUUUGCUGUACCCUUCACAACAAUUGCCAUUUUGAAUACAUUUACCGGUUGUACGGUUUGGAAAUUUGCCACGGUCCGAAGGACUUUAACAAUGCAGAAAAUAAAAAGUCACCAUAUUCCAUUGAUGCAUGACAUUACGGUGACAACACCUGCAACAGCAGCAUCAACAUGUGCCGUCGCUGUAAAUACAACAGCUGCCACAAAAACAACAAUUAUAAGUGAUUCAUUGAAUUUGUCUGGCAAUGAGCAGGGGGCUUGCAGUUCAACAGCAAUUACCACAUAUCGGUUGACUAGUACACCAGCAACAACAUCAUCAAUAAAAAGGCAGAAAUCAAAUCAUUGUGGUGCAACAAGUGUGAACGGAGGACACGAACACAGUGACCUUCAUGUUGGACACCAACAUGCUCAUCGGCAUCGCAACACAAUACUGAAGCAACAUCAUCACCACAGCCACACAUCAUACCAUCAACAUCACCACAACCACAGCAGCCAGCAACAGCAUCAUCAACAUUCUUAUUCGCAUCCUCACCACCCUGGCCAUCAUCAGUCAACGAGAAGCACUUCUGGUUGCAGAGCAAAUCCAAUAAAUGGCAUUUGCACGGAUAAUUCUAGGAAAUCGGGAAGACGCAAUGCUGGAAACUCAUCCCAAUUGAAGGUUACUAAAAUGCUCUUGAUUGUCUCCACAGUGUUUGUUUGUCUCAAUUUACCCAGCUGUAUAAUGCGCAUGAUAACAUAUCUGGAGACACAAUCGUCUCACAAUGAAAAAACUACAGUGGUCCUGCAGUAUAUUUUCCAUCUGUUAUUUAUCACAAACUUUGGUAUAAAUUUCGUAUUAUACUGCGUAAGCGGUCAAAACUUUCGAAAUGCAGUGCUGAGCAUGUUUCGACGAGUGUCCAAUACCCAAAGGGAUGUGACCACACAAAUCACAGUAUCCGAAUACUAUCGCAACAGUGCUGGCGGAUGUCCAGGCCCAAGUGGUCUGAAUUCUGGCAUGGUAAUCACUAAGGCCACAAUAGCAACAAAUGUAGAUGGAGAUGGUGUUGAAAGCGGCAGUGAUGAUGUCCUAUGCAGUGGUAGUGGAUGCAGAAGUUCUUCAACACGUCGUCGCAUGAUGGCCCAGAACAACUUCAAUGAAGUCCAUGAGCUACAAAAUUUGAAUUAAAUUGCAACAAAAAGAAGAUACGAAGAGUGAGCGAUACGAGGCAUUAAAUGCCAGACAGGUUUCUAUUGAUUGUUGUCUUUUACUCACCUACUUCUAAGCAAAUAGUAUUUAAGUUUUAAUUGUUGUAUGUUGUGUGUGUGUGAGCUAACCAAGUGUAAUUUAAGUUAAUAUGAAAGUGUUGCAAAAUUUAUCAAAAUAAAAAAGUACAAAUACCUAAGGAUAUAUACAAACAGAAGCGGAGAGCGCUAAAACAAAUCAAAUUCUAAUUUUGGAAUUUCUUACAAAAAGCUAAAAGUUUUAAGAACAUUUGUAUUGUAUAAAAUAAACCAGAGACAACAUUGAAAUAACAGCAAGUGUAACAAAAAACCAAAACUUGAUUUAUUGAUCUUUUGCAUUCAAUGUUAAAAUGUCCUCAAAGUAUCCAUCCAUAAUGCCUCAAUCGAUAUAAGCCGUUUCAUUAAUACAAAUUGAGAAA
This is a messenger RNA of Stomoxys calcitrans (stable fly), 2986 nucleotides long. RefSeq lists its product as uncharacterized. NCBI's taxonomy places the organism in Eukaryota, Metazoa, Arthropoda, Insecta, Diptera, Muscidae. The coding region runs from base 436 to 2511 and encodes 691 amino acids. The record is from RefSeq and is a predicted model, not a curated record. Gene Ontology annotation, cellular component: plasma membrane. Gene Ontology annotation, molecular function: G protein-coupled peptide receptor activity. The transcript has 8 exons. Gene Ontology annotation, biological process: G protein-coupled receptor signaling pathway.